Ruditapes philippinarum (Manila clam) is the source of this 1510-nucleotide messenger RNA. Its product is annotated as L-proline trans-4-hydroxylase-like. The coding region runs from base 50 to 925 and encodes 291 amino acids. The record is from RefSeq and is a predicted model, not a curated record. NCBI's taxonomy places the organism in Eukaryota, Metazoa, Mollusca, Bivalvia, Venerida, Veneridae. The transcript is spliced from 9 exons.
GUCUUCAUAAGCUUAAUCUUAUGUGUUGGAUACAUACUCACAUUUAAAUAUGUCUGCCGAGUAUAAGUAUGACAUUGACAACUUUGAAGUAUCAAAUGAUAUGAAGAAAAACUUUGACAAAGAUGGAUAUACCUUAAUUCGAAACCUGUUUAGCAAAGAUGAAGUACACAAGAUUGAAAAAACUAUAACAGAAGGAGGAAUGAUGAAACAUUCGUAUAUGAUACCGGACAAAGAUGGCCGCUCCCCGAUUAUUGGUUUAUGGCAGCAUCCAGGAAAUGACGUCACAGGAAUGAUGACGAGAUGUGAAAAAGUCGUCACUACAGCUGAAAAGCUCCUUGGAGUGGAGGAGUUGUACCAUUACCACUGUAAAUUUCUAAUCAAAGAACCAAAAGUUGGCGGAAGUUUUGAAUGGCACCAGGAUUAUGGAUAUUGGUACAACUACUGCCUUAGUCCUGAUAUGUUGGCUGUGUUCAUCGCGGUAGAUGAGUGUACGCAGGAAAAUGGUGGUCUUGUGGUUUUAAGAGGAACACAUAAAUGUGGAAGAGUUGACCACGGUAAAACUGGUGGGCAGCAAGGAGCUGACAUUGAACGGGUUGAACUUUUAAAGAAGCAGUAUGAACUUGUAAAUGUAGACCUACAACCGGGUGAUGUUUUGUUCUUUCACUGCAACUUGCUUCACUGUAGUGGACCAAACAACAGUGAGAAAAGACGGCUAGCUAUAAACGUAUCAUAUAACGAGAAAAGUAACAGUCCUGUGAAACCUGACAUCUGUCCAGAAUACACCAAGUUGGAGAAGGUAUCGGACACAGCUAUUUUGGAGUGUCAAAAUUAUACAGAUUUCUCGGGGAAAAACUUCAUAAAGCGAGGCGAUGAUAAACUUGUCGACUUCGCUGACCAGACCUCAAGUUAUGAGAAGAGCGGAUAGAUGUAACAUUGACCGCAGCUUGUCUGAACUAAUGUCAACGUUUUAAGUUGAAACUAUCAAACUAGGAACUGCUAUUGUAUAUUAUUAAUGUUCUGGUGAAAAUACAAUAAUAUUGAUGUAUAUACACAUGUGACAUUUACGUUGUCUUUGAUUAUUGCUUCAUAAUAUUUUAUAAACUGUAAUAAGAACACACGCAGAAAAAAGAGAUAAAAAAUGGGUUGCGUUUUUUGCGAAUUAUUUAUCAGUUUGAAUGAAAUAGAUACUGCCAAUUUAAUUUUGCGUAAGUAUUUUUCCAUGUCGAUUUCAAUUGGCUGUUUUUUUUGCCUUUACAAAACGCAGUUUAUCAGUAACUGUUGAUAAAUAACCUCUGUACAAAUGUAUAAGAUUAUUCAGAACGAUAAAGUGGUUCUCGCAAUCAACCAUCUUCAAUAUUUGAAGGUCUAAAUCUUUUAAAAAAAAUACUGGGAGCUGAUGAAACACUGAUGUACUUGUUAUUUUGUAUUGAUUUCUUUGAGAACUGUUCUAUGAUUGCAUACAGAAAAGUUAAGUUCUUCCGGUUAAUUGUUUUCUACUGUCCUGCAGUGU